AUUAGGACGCGAAGGAUUAUGGGAUGUUGGAGGAGCUUCGGAAGGAGGAGGAGGAAACCCGCCCCAUGGGUGGGAGGAACCGUUCGCAAGAGAAAAAGGAAAAAUGGCCGCCUGCCUGCAAGAGGAUUACAUGUAUUGAGUAAGCCCAACAACCCACGGACAAAAACUGUUCUUUAACCUGCUGGUGCAGCUGACUACUGUAUCCCUUGCCCGAAGGUAGGAGAUUAAAGAGCUAAGAUUCUCUCCUUGCCACCACAAUGCCACAGCAGCGCGUCCUCCCCCAGAGCAAGGAAACCCUCCUUCAGUCUUACAACAAGAGGCUGAAAGAUGACAUCAAGUCUGUCAUGGAUAACUUCACAGAAAUAAUCAAAACUGCAAAGAUUGAGGAAGAAACCCAAGUUUCUCGAGCAACCCAAGGCGAGCAGGACAACUACGAGAUGCAAGUCAGAGCUGCAAAUAUUGUUCGGGCUGGUGAGUCUCUUAUGAAGCUUGUCUCUGACCUAAAACAGUUCCUGAUCCUUAAUGACUUCCCUUCCGUCAACGAAGCCAUCAACCAGCGGAACCAGCAGUUGCGCAGCCUUCAGGAGGAAUGUGAUAAGAAGCUUAUUGCCCUGCGUGAUGAGAUCUCGAUAGACCUCUAUGAGCUGGAGGAAGAAUAUUACUCUUCCAGCUACAGUCUGUGUGACACCAACGACCUCCCGCUGUGUGAAGCAUAUUGGAGACAGGAGCUGACCAUGUCCUCCCCAGAAGGCCUAGCCAUGCCUCUGGUGGCUGCCAUGAUGGAGGAGAAUAUUCCAGUCCCUCAGGGGUCUACUCCUCCUCACCCUCACAUCAACGGGCAUGGAGCAGGCCCGACGGAGCACGCUUGAAAAGGGAGCCUGCAAUUCUCCCCAGCUUUGUGGCGUUUUGACAGUUGAACAUUCCGGUGAUUGCAUCAAGACAACAUUUUCCUGCCCUCCCCAGGCCAUCUCGCAGCAGGCCUCAGCUGUAUUUGCAAGAAGCCACAUUUCUCUAGGCACCACCUCACAGGAUAACCAACCCAGUGUUUCACAUGGGGUGCCCAGUGCAGUCAAGAUGGGAAGUUUGCUUCUCUUGUGGCUGUGCCUUUGGCGUGCAGGCAUUAUUUUAAUGUUCCCUGCCUAUGAGUGAAAUGUAGAUCCCUUGGGAACUGUGCUCUCUUAGAUGGAAUUUCUUGUGGGGAAAAGUUAGGCUGUUGCUUAUAGUCUGAUAUUUUAGUAUCUGAAUAGUAAUUUUAGAGCAGCUAAUUUUAGAGUGCUAAGAGUUUUUCUAAAAAAAAUAUUAAUCUGUAAAUAUCCUUACCUGUCCAGGUCAGUCUUCUAGAUCAGGGGUUCCCAACAAAAUUUUCUCGAGGACCCCUCAUCGAGCCGCUAUUGUGACAAGGACCCCCAUUAAUUCCUAAUCCUAAAAUUAAAAAGUGAGAGCCAAAUUAAGAGUCUUUUUAUAUUUUAUAUUUAUACAUUUUUUACAGUUACAACAGAGUACUCCAUCAGUAUACAGUUAGUUUUAAUUUUCAGUUCUUAAUGAGAUGAACCACUUUUUAACCAACGGUCCAUUUUUAACUACGCAAACUGUAGCUUCCGCGAAAAACAACGCUUUGUUUACAAACACUACUGUUUUGCAAAGAGGCAGCGCGCGCCAGGGAGGAGGGAGGGGAAUGGAGAAGACAGGGUACCUGCGCAGUAGCGCACAAAUGAAGCCGACGCGCGCAAAGCAUCUUGGGGAGGUGAGCGUUAGUAGAAUGCGCGCGCUGCCUCUUUGCAAAACAGUAGUGUUUGUAAAGCGCCACCUAACGGCAUACAGCAGAACUACUGCCUCUAUCUAAUUUUAGUUUUGCGCUAGACUCUGCUCAUGUAGGAAGCGGCCAAAACAAAAAAAUCUGUUAUCAUACGAAAUAUAUUUAAUAUAUUUUUUAGCACCUUGUGGACCUCUCUGGGGGUCUGCGGACCACCUGUUGGGAACCACUGUUCUAGAUACUUAGUUGUCUUUUACAAUGGAUUGAGGGGGUCGGGGGUUGCCACCUUCUUUUAGUGGCUCUGACACUGCCUUUAACACUGUAAUUAAAUGGAUCAGGGGUUUUGUGUGUGAAAAUACUUAAUCUGUACAUCAGGCUUCUGCUAAAGGCAAACUUUGGUUAAAGGAGCCCAAAGCUGCUGCCUUUCUUCCCCCAAAAUACAGUCCAGAUGGCCGCUUUUUUGGUCUGGUCCUGCUCCUGUGCCUUCAAGGCAGCCCAAGAUGGCAGAAAUUUAAGCCAUUGUAAUUAUUGCCACUGGAUACAAAAUUAUAAGAAGAGUGUCUUUGUCUACAUGGUCGGUUUCUCUUGAAGGUGCAGAAGCUGUAAACAAAAUGAAAAAACUUGGUGGCCCUAGUACUAAAUUAAGAACAGCUAUUAAAAAGCAAUGAUAUUACGUUUUCAGUACUGUAUUCUUUCUUCAUAUCAGUUAUGUAAUCUAAGACUCACACCCCUAUCCUGCAAAUACCUACUCUAUUGAGUAGCUUGAGGGAGCAGUGUUCAGGGGUUGUUUUCCCGUACUCCAGUUGCUUUUUGGGCCAUCCAAAACAUUGCAAAACUACUGACAAAACUACUGUCAACCUUUCUUUAAAAAAACCAAAAGAACCUGACCAUUUCUAUGUGCAGCUUCAUGUGGGCUGAUAUCCUCUGCUUUACCUCCACCCAAAUCAGGAGGAGAUUUGUCAGUUUGAGGAUGCGUGUCAGGCGGCUGUUUAAAGGCAGAAGAGAAGUGUCAGUUGAAAAAGAGACCUUAGGUGUAUAUUCAACAUUAGUCUUCUGAUGCAAGUUCACUUGAACACUUGAUUGUAACAUGUUUGUGGCGUUGUUAAAGUAGGAUUUUGUGGGGGAUGUUUAAUUGAAAAAAAUGUAUAUUUCUCUAAUUGUUAACAAAUUGCUUGAAUAAAAUCAAUUUUUAUACAAAGGUUUGGAAAGAAAGAUUUUGAGCUGGGGGGUGGGGAGAGAAUGAAGUUUUCCCUAAUGGGUAGAAUUUCAGCCAUCAAAAUGAAUGUACAGUAUUACCUAAAAUGUUUUUAUUCCAAUCUGUCCUGAUUGUGCUGCUUCAGAGAUAUUUCUAGAUAUAUCUGCUGCUUUAGAGAGAUUUCUAGAUAUAUGUGGCGGGGGAAGAAACCAAGAAUUAAAUAUAAAACUGAUAGUUAAUAAAUGAAUAAGAGGCUUUACCCCCCCUUCACCCUUUACAAUUAUACUAUGAGGCAGCAUGUCUUUGCUCGCUAAAGGAAUGGAUUGGUUUGAAAAGACACUUAUCCAUUAGAUCUGGAAGGUCAUGAUCUUAAAUUUGGCUGGCAUGCAUGUCUAUGGUAUGGGAAGGCUAAGAUACAUAAGAGUUUUUUCAAAUCGUGGAGUCUGGGAGAAAUAUAAGAACUUGUUGGAAAGGAAAACUCCAUUGUGUUUAUCGCGAAUAGAAGCCAUUGCUAUGAAAAGAAUAAAUAUGGUCAGACAAUGGGCGACAUACAGUGAAUUCCUGGACAUUUCAGAGAAGGAACUCAGACUGAAGACAGUGGAAGAAAUAAAAAACAAGUAGCAGAUUGGUUACAAUAUUAUAAAUUAAAUGAAUGGUUCAAGAAAGAUUUAAAAAUGUUUUUUGGGACCAAAGCUCAGAAUUUGAGAGAAUCCUAUUAGAAAAUAAUGAAAAAUUAUUAUCUAAAAUGUAUAAGUUCUUAUUGGAGCGGGAAACAAAAGAUGAGCUGGUAAAAUAAUCAAUGAUUCACUGGGCAAGAGAUAUAGGGCAUAAUAUUGAAUUUGACCGCUGGGAGAAACUAUGGAAGAAAUAUUUGAAAUUUACUGCAUGCAAUACAGGGGGCCAGCAACCUUUUUCAGCUGUAGGCCGGUCCACCGCCCCUCAGACCACGUGGUGGGCUGGACUAUAUUUUGGAAAAAAAUAUGAAUGAAUUCCUAUGCCCCACAAAUAACUCAGAGAUGUGUUUUAAAUAAAAGCACACAUUCUACUCAUGUAAAAACACCAGGCAGGCCCCACAAAUAACCCAGAGAUGCAUUUUACAUAAAAGGGUACAUUCAACUCAUGUAAAAACACAUCAAUUCCUAGACCAUCCAUGGGCCAGAUUGAGAAGGCGAUUGGGCCGCAUCUGGCCCACAAGCCUUAGGUUGCCUACCCCUGUGCUACACACUAAAAGAAAACCAUGUGAAAAUGAUACAUAGAUGGUAUAUAACUCCAAACAGGUUAACUAAGAUGUAUAAAUCUAAAUCUGAUAUGUACUGGAAAUGCAGAGAAGUGGGAGGAACUUUGCUACAUAUGUGGUGGGCAUGCAGAUUAGUUAAGGAAUAUUGGGAAAUGAUAUACAGUCGUUCCGGAGCCCCGGCCACCAGCCGAAAUGGGUGCAGGGCGAAGCGCCGCAUCUGUGCAUGCAUGCAGAGAGGUUUGCGUUUCUGCGCAUGGGCGAAGCGGGAUUUAGCGCUUCUGUGCAUGCGUGAGCGGCAAACCCAGAAGUAACCCGUUCCGGUACUUCCGGGUUUGCUGCGGACGUUCGCCGCAAUGGACGCUAGACAAGGCGGAUGUUCGUGGAGGUAUUACUGUAUAAUGAGAUGGGAAAAAAUGUUUUAGAAAAACAUUCAUCCCCAAACCAGAAGCAUUUCUUUUGGGAAUGGUGCAGACAGAGGUGCCCAGGAGCCAGAAAAACGUAUUUAUGUACACAAUUAUAUCAGCUCAGAUUUUGUUAGCCCAAAAGUAGAAGGUGAGAAAAGUUCCUAAGAAAGAGGAAUGGUAGCUCAAAAUGAGAGAAAAUAUGCAGAGUUAACAGGCCUAAGAGAGCAAGAAGGUCAAAUACAGUAAUAUAAAGAAGAGUGGAAAAAUUUAAUGGAGUAUUUGGAAAAUAACUCUAAGCAAGUGAAAACAGUAGCAGGAUUAAGGUAAAUUCAACAGUAGUGAGAUAUAAUCGGGGGGGGGGACCAAAUUAAAU
This is a messenger RNA of Zootoca vivipara (common lizard), 4962 nucleotides long. RefSeq names its product mediator complex subunit 22 (gene MED22). The record is from RefSeq and is a predicted model, not a curated record. Gene Ontology annotation, cellular component: mediator complex. Gene Ontology annotation, molecular function: transcription coregulator activity. Gene Ontology annotation, biological process: regulation of transcription by RNA polymerase II. Lineage: Eukaryota; Metazoa; Chordata; Lepidosauria; Squamata; Lacertidae.